Molecule: messenger RNA, 1992 nt
Organism: Bombyx mandarina (wild silkworm)
Lineage: Eukaryota; Metazoa; Arthropoda; Insecta; Lepidoptera; Bombycidae
Gene: shrb
Product: charged multivesicular body protein shrub
Biological process (GO): late endosome to vacuole transport via multivesicular body sorting pathway; vesicle budding from membrane
Cellular component (GO): multivesicular body; ESCRT III complex; cytoplasmic side of plasma membrane
Source: RefSeq, a predicted model, not a curated record
UUUUCGAACUUGUCACUGUGUAUGACGCAUACGCCAAGAAAUAACAUCGAAUUAAUUUCGCAUUGUACCUACGCGUAAUUCAUGAUUGUGUUACGAAAGCGCUGAUUUAGGCCUAGAAAAGAAUAAGUGGUUUCCAAAAUGAGUUUUCUCGGGAAAAUAUUCGGUGGCAAAAAAGAAGAGAAGGGGCCCACUACGCAUGAAGCUAUCCAAAAACUCCGUGAAACUGAAGAAUUGCUGAUCAAGAAGCAAGAGUUUUUGGAAAAGAAGAUCGAUUUAGAAGUACAGACAGCCAGGAAACAUGGCACUAAGAACAAAAGAGCUGCCAUUGCAGCUCUCAAGCGGAAGAAGAGAUACGAGAAGCAACUUACUCAAAUAGAUGGGACCCUCACUCAGAUUGAGGCCCAAAGGGAAGCGCUAGAAGGUGCCAAUACCAAUGCCCAAGUAUUGAACACUAUGCGCGAGGCAGCUAAUGCCAUGAAGCUCGCACACAAAGACAUCGAUGUGGACAAAGUACACGAUAUCAUGGAUGAUAUUGCUGAACAACACGAUAUCUCUCGUGAGAUCACCGAGGCGAUCAGUAACAAUGUGGCCUUCCCUAAUGAUAUAGAUGAAGAUGAACUCGAGAAGGAACUUGAAGAAUUAGAACAGGAGGAUCUGGACAAGGAGAUGCUGGGCAUCAAUGUGCCGACGGACACGCUGCCCGAUGUCCCGGCCUCGGAACUGGUACACGACAAACCCAAACCGAGCAAGUCGAAACAAACAGAGGACGACGAUGAGCUUGCUCAGCUGCAGUCGUGGGCCACAUAGGACGCGGCCGCGGCGCCCCGCUGUACUUCGCCGGAGCUUUCAUCGGAGCUUUCACAAUCCAGUACUGCACCGCUUAUCGUAUCCCUCAAUCCCAUACAAAACUUGAUACGGAAGCUCAGUCAAAGCUUGUCCGCAAUAUCGGUGCCGAAAAUCGAGCUUCCGAGAAAAGCUUCGGCCAGAUAUAAGAGGCAUCGGCAGAUGGGCGACGACCUACAUCGACGUUUAGAAAUCGAUCAGGCACUAAGAAUGACAGGUCUAUGGUAAUUUCAAUAUCGGCAUUUUGUCAGAACUUCGCUUGGGUAAUAAUAAGCUCUGCCAUGAUUUGUAAUAUACGUUUGGCAAUAAGCAAACCAUUCCUUUGUGUAAUUUUUCAUAACACUAUGGAAUAUUAUGGUCGAUAAUACAAUAAUAAUCGUAAUAAACUCAGAACUUUAAUCGGUCAAGACUUCACAUUUUACGACACGGUCAUGUAACUUUGAAUUUUCGUGUAUAUAAUAUCGACGUUGUUAACUUGACUAACGUAAUAAGAUCUGUUAAAAUGCUUUAAACGGAAAUAUCAAAAAUAUUUGUCUUUCAAUUAGAAUACUCACCCCGAAAAAAUAUGUGAUUAUAAGCAAGAAGAAAAUGUAGAAGUGACUGAUCAAGUGAGUGAAUUAAUUGGAUUAAAAUACAAUAUAUUGUGAGCAAAGUACAAAUAUGACAUAAAAGAUUAGUCUUAGUAUGAUUAACAUACGAUUCAAGAUUGAUCUAGUAAUGUUUAACAGAUGUUCAAGCAAAUUCAUAAAGAAUUCUUAAUAAUAAUAAUCUUUAAUAAUAGUACCGAUUAAUUAACUCAAAUUCAAUGAGUGUGUUAAUUGUAAUGAUACGUUAGGUAUUUUCAAUGAAUGUUCUAAAAAUUGUCGUAUAGUAUCAAUUUAGCAAGAAAAAAGUUUGUUCAGGAGUACACAGAAAUGAUGAAUCGAUCAUUAGACAACGCACAAUUCAAAUUAUGUGAAAUCGCAUAACAGUCUCUUAUAUGAAAUUUGCGAUAUCUGUGCUCGACUAUGACCGCGUUUCAUUGGGAGGGAUAUAGGCUCAUUAAUAUUUAUCCUUUUUUUUUAUAUUGGUGGACGAGCUCACAGCCCACCUGGUGUUAAGUGGUUACUGGAGCCCAUAGACAUCUACAACGUAAAUGCGCGCCACCCA